UCUUGACUGUGAGGCUCGUUGAAGUUACUUACAUUGAUUUAUCGUCGUCCACUCACUGAAUAGAUCAUUUUAUUUAUGCAGAUAUAAAAAGAACACGAGGGAUCCUACACUUGGUAGACAGUUAAAGCAAAUCUGAAGCUUUCAGAACCAAAUAAUUACUGGGUAUUGGCAACAUCUGGAAUAUGGAGUGGGUGUUUUGGGGUUUGGCGGCUGUUUGUGCUGGUUUAGUUUGGUUUCUGCUCAAGAUUGCAACAACGAUAUGGUGGAAGCCUCUGCAACUGAAAAAGUACUUUGAAGCCCAAGGAAUCAGGGGCCCUCCAUACAGACUAUUCUAUGGGAAUUCUACAGAUAUAACCAGAAUAAUCGAUGAGCAGAAAUCCAAACCCAUGCCACUCUCACAUGACAUACUCCCUCGAGUUCUUCCCCAUUUACAUCAGUGGGCCAAAACCUACGGUCAGGAUUUUAUUUUCUGGUUUGGGCCGAAUCCCAGGUUGGUUGUUCCCCACCCUGAGCUUAUUAGGGAGAUAUUGUCCACUAAAUUUGGCAACUAUCCAAAGCCUCCAGAUAAUCCCCUUUCAAGGCAACUGGUUGGACAGGGACUUGUGGGGUUGAAAGGUGAGAAAUGGGCUCAGCACAGAAGAAUCAUCAAUCCUGCUUUCCAUAUGGAUCUGUUGAAGGGUAUGAUUCCAACAAUUGUGAAAAGCAGUGGCAAUAUGCUGGAUAAAUGGAGUAAAUCGGUACAGUCAGGUGCAUCAGAAAUUGAAGUGCUGGGGGAGUUUCGUGAUCUCACAGCAGAUGUUAUUGCGAGCACAGCAUUUGGCAGCAGUUUUUCAGAGGGAAAGCAUAUCUUUGAUAUGCAGGUCAAGCAGAUGAUUCUUACAUCUGAACUAUUUCGCACUGUUUAUAUUCCAGGUUUCAGGUUUCUGCCCACUACAAAGAAUAGGCAACGUUGGAACUUGGAGAAAGAAAUAAGAUCAUCCUUAAGACAAGUUAUAGAUGCCAGGGAAAAGACUGCUGGGAUUGAAAAAACAGGUAGCUAUGGUGCGGAUCUGCUUGGUUUUAUGAUGUCUCAGAACAGGGAGCAGGUGGGAGUCAAUGUAAAACGUAAUGCGAGCCUGAGUACAGAGGAAAUCAUUGAUGAAUGUAAGACUUUCUACUUUGCCGGCCAUGAAACGACCUCAGUCCUCUUGACAUGGGCUAUAAUAUUGCUGGGCAUACAUCAAGAUUGGCAAGAGAGAGGUCGCAGAGAGGUACUGGAAAUAUGUGGGAGAAACAAUUAUCCAGAUGCAGGCAGCUUAAGCCGCCUCAAAAUUGUGGGAAUGAUCAUAAAUGAGGCCUUGAGACUUUAUCCACCUGCAGUGUUCCUCUUGCGACAGGCAUGUGAGCCAAUGAAACUUGGAAGGCUAUCAAUUCCUGCAGGCACCCAACUUGUGCUUCCGAUCCUUGCAAUCCACCAUGAUCCUGCUUUGUGGGGAAAUAAUGCCAAUGAUUUUGACCCAGGGCGAUUUAGCGAAGGAAUUGCGAAGGCUACAAAACAUCCAAUGGCAUUCAUGCCCUUUGGAUUAGGUCCAACAAUCUGUGUGGGUCAGAAUUUUGCCUUGUUGGAAGCAAAAUUAGUGCUGGCUAUGAUUCUACAAAAGUUUUCUUUUGUCACUUCACCUUCUUAUACUCAUGCUCCUUUGCAAUUUCUCACUCUACGACCUCAAUACGGAGCUCAGGUUAUCUUCCACGUAGACUAAAGUUUGAGAACAGUAUUGCCUAGAAACUCCUCUAUUAUUGAAAUUUUAAGUGUCGUUUCAAUAUGUUACAGUAUUUAUCGAUCUCGAAUAGCAUCUCAAAUCAGAAGUCCUGGGAAAAAUCACGAGCUCUCGACAUGUUGUAAUACUGUUUCCUAAUUUAUGGAACGGAAAGGGGUAAUAUGAAAUCCUAUAGACCUUUGAAUUAUAAACCCAAAUGCCAUGGACUGUGAUUAAUUUGUUUUAUAGACAAAUAAGUUAUAGUUGAUUUUGCUAUUUA
Molecule: messenger RNA, 2016 nt
Organism: Cryptomeria japonica (Japanese cedar)
Lineage: Eukaryota; Viridiplantae; Streptophyta; Pinopsida; Cupressales; Cupressaceae
Product: cytochrome P450 734A6
Exons: 5
Coding region: 183-1739 (518 amino acids)
Molecular function (GO): heme binding; monooxygenase activity; iron ion binding
Source: RefSeq, a predicted model, not a curated record